AUGCAACACACGGAUCCCUCAAGCGGUUUGCUGAACUCUCUGUACAAAGCAGGGCUCGGUCUGAGGGAGCAAUGGAAAGUGGUGGCUGCAGAGACCAGUUACAAGGACAGCGAGGAGAGGCGCCAGAAAAUGGCCAGUUUAAACACCUCCAUCGAACAAACUGUCAACCUGACGGCGCAACUUCCGAUGCUUCGAGACUCUAUCUCUGCACUUCGGGCUGAGAACGCGCUUUUGCGCUCUGAGCUCUCAUCAUUGCCAGUGCGCUUCAAACAGCCGCCACCUGAAAUUCUGCGAAUGAUCUUUGGUUUCGCCACGUCAGCUCCCUUUUCCGAUCCAGCGGUCAGCCACGGACCAAACUCAUUGUGGUGUCAAACGAUGCGCACCAAGAAGGCCGUGAUGCUGGUAUGCAAACUCUGGCGCGAUGUUGGUGCAGAAUUCUUGUACGAGGAUGUCGUCCUUCGCCGUCCCGCACAACCUGCCCUUCUCCUGAGAACUUUGGAGACUCCGGGCAUUGACUACGGUCACCGCAUCUCGUCACUGUGGUUGACAUGUGUAACGGAACCGUCCGACUAUGACGACCUCUGCAGGGUAUUGGGCGGCAUACUCUCGGUCUCCACCAGGAUCAAAUCAUUUGGUCUCGUCAACCCGUUCGAAUAUAGACCACAAGACGCUGGCAUUCUCGUACACGAUUGGUCGACGAUGUUGAAUUUGCUAGCGCACUCCCCGUGCUCUGCAUGCCUUACGCAUCUGAAACUCGCCGUCACUGGCGACACUCUUGUUUUCGAUCCUUGCUUCAUGCAAAACUUUCCAAAUUUGUCCUCCCUAGACAUCGACGCUUCGCGCGCUGUUGUGAAUAAUCAGACAGCCGAGGAAUUUCCCUCACGCUCUCAGAUUCAUUUACCAGAACUUCGUCAUAUACGGUGCACAAAGAAGGGAUACACGUCGUCUGCCCACCUACAUGUCCUCUCGUCGAUAAUCUCGAAUCCGUGUUCACUGCUGCAGCUGAACAUGUUGACGAUCGGUUUCUCCGACUACUCGAGAUCAGCAAGCCAUCUACGGGAAAUAUUUCGACUUUGCGGUCCACAGCUCACGUAUCUUCACCUCAUUGAACAUGACAGUCCAGUCCCAUUCGGUUACCACAAUCUACAAGAGUUCAUGGAUUAUUUCCCCAAGCUCGAGCACCUCGUCGUUCCGAUACGACUCGUUGAAACUUACCGAUGGUCGCAUCCAACUUUACGGUGGCUUGACGUAUGGACGACAUUUUCAAUCAGAAAGCGUUUUCAACCUAGAACAUACUUGCCGAGUCUUACGCUCUACCGCCAGAGAUGUCCUAAUCUUAUUGCUGUCCGAAAACUCGACAUCGAUUUAUCAUAUCGCUCCAUCGACAUUCCCAUUCGUCUCCCUCCUGAUACGACGUUUCCGCCCGGCGUGAGGAAAAGGACCUUUGAUCUAUCAAACACCUCCGAUAUUGUUCAAACGUCCCACAAAAUCAUUCUCAAGGAGAUUGGGUACAUCUUCGAUGCCCCACCUGUGCCUUCAUCGGACGAGAGUGAAGAUUCCUCAUCGGAUAAACAUGAAGACUCGUCCGAGUCGGAUGAAGAAUGGCUAAAUCACCCCACUGACUCGGAAGAGUCGUCUGCAGAUUCUGACGGGACGGAUAGUAGUUCGAUGGUAUCAGCAGAUGGUUGA
This is a messenger RNA of Stereum hirsutum FP-91666 SS1, 1689 nucleotides long. RefSeq lists its product as uncharacterized. The record is from RefSeq and is a predicted model, not a curated record. Lineage: Eukaryota; Fungi; Basidiomycota; Agaricomycetes; Russulales; Stereaceae. The transcript has 4 exons. The coding region runs from base 1 to 1689 and encodes 562 amino acids.